AUGUGGAUGUGUGCGCGGCUAGCACGGGCACGACUCGGCGUGGGCCCUCGAGCACGUGAAACGCUGAAUGGUCAGCGGCUGAUAGAAUUUCGACUCGGUGCGGAGGCCGAGUCGGAGCAGGGCGAGGGGCUGGCGGUGGCAUCGGCCGAACUGAUGGUGCGAGCCGAAACGUCACCGCGGGCCCGACGCCUGCGCUACACGCUGUGGGCCUUCACCGUCAGCGGUAAUACUAGCAACGAAAGCGUGGCCAUCAGCACGCUGGCGGGCGCCGUACGACGGGACCCCACACGCGCGUGGCAGCGCCUGGACGUGACGGGCGCCGCGCGGCGCUGGGCGGGCGGGGGCGCGCGCGGCCCGCUGCGCCUGCUGCUGGACUGCUCGGGCUGCGGCGGGCGCGUGCGCCUGCGGCUGGGCGGCGGGCAGGCGGCGCGGCCGCUGCUGCGCCUGCGCCUGUCGCCGCCCGCGGUGCGCCGCCGCCGCGCGCUGGACUGCGACGCCGCCGAGCACGGCCGAUGCUGCCGCCAGACGUACUACGUGAGCUUCCGCGCGCUCGGCUGGGACGACUGGAUCGUCGCGCCGGAGGGCUACUACGCCAACUACUGCCGCGGUGCCUGCGCCCCGUUCCUCAACUACCACUCGCAGGUGGUGGAGGCCGCGCGGCUGGAGCGCGCCGAGUGCUGUGCGCCCGUGCGCUUCUCCGCGCUGUCCCUCAUCUACUUCGGCGCCGACUCCAACAUCAUCAAACGCGACCUGCCCGAGAUGGUGGUGGAGGAGUGCGACUGCCCGUAG
Molecule: messenger RNA, 789 nt
Organism: Arctia plantaginis
Lineage: Eukaryota; Metazoa; Arthropoda; Insecta; Lepidoptera; Erebidae
Source: the annotation of a GenBank genome assembly